Messenger RNA from Schistosoma haematobium, 944 nucleotides. RefSeq lists its product as uncharacterized. Bases 132 to 884 code for a protein of 250 amino acids. The record is from RefSeq and is a predicted model, not a curated record. NCBI's taxonomy places the organism in Eukaryota, Metazoa, Platyhelminthes, Trematoda, Strigeidida, Schistosomatidae. Gene Ontology annotation, molecular function: zinc ion binding. The transcript has 3 exons.
ACGGUUUGAUAUGUGAGCUUCCCUUUUCAUAACGCACUAUAUUCGGAUUUGCUCGGAAGUACGAACAUCUAAGGACGCAUUUCCCACGGGCGUAUGAUUAUAUAAAAGAUUACUGGAUUGCCAGGAAGUCAAUGUGCGCUCGCUGUUACCGGCGACAUGUAUUAAGCCUGGGCAACCACACAAACAACCGUGUUGAAAGUGCUUAUAAACACCUAAAAGAAUGUCUCAGAAGAGGUGAUUCCCUGCUAUUGACGUUCUGGAAAAUUUGGAGCAAAACAGACAUUGACCUAUGUUUGCGUCCAUAUGACGCUGUAAAGGACCUUCAAAGUUUUCCAGUUCUUCAGGUUCCAAUGUCAUUUCGAACUCUUCUACAUGAGUUCACAUCUUUUGCAGCUAAAAUUGUAGCUAUAAAUCAUAAACGUGUUCGGACAAUGAGACACGAAUUUAUAGAAGGAGAAUACAUCCGGUGCUAUGACAAGGGCAUGAUGUAUGUUGUUGAUACUUCAUGUGCACGAUGUGCUUGUGAGCGUUUCAAUGACUACAUGCUGCCCUGUGGUCAUAUUCUGUAUGCACAUUCUAAAGAUCUGAUUCAUGGAGACUUAUUUCGACAUAGCAACCGGUGGACUAGGAAAUACAUAAUGAACCUGGUUCUUCGUGCGCUGGACAUGUCAAUCUCUACAGGGAGUAAUGAUCUGCUAGAGAGGUUCACUAACAACUACCACUCAAUCCAUGCUCUUAGUGAACCUUUGGCAAGUAAACUCAUCCGUUCAUGCCUCGAAGCAUCGGAAGACAUAUGCGCACAAGUGAUGCGUUCAAUCGGUGCUAGUGAUGAAGCUACAACGUCAGAAUCCAUUGUUAACACAGGCUAUAGCUAUGCUUCUUGAUAACAAGAAGUUCUAAUAUUGUAAUCUUUUUAGUUUUACAUAAAUUCAUUUAUAUGGCCA